Molecule: messenger RNA, 3713 nt
Organism: Podarcis muralis (Common wall lizard)
Lineage: Eukaryota; Metazoa; Chordata; Lepidosauria; Squamata; Lacertidae
Gene: SLC18B1
Product: solute carrier family 18 member B1
Biological process (GO): transmembrane transport
Molecular function (GO): transmembrane transporter activity
Source: RefSeq, a predicted model, not a curated record
UGCUCAAAAAGAAAUGAGAUGCUUGAAAAGAAGUGGGAAAGUAUCCCUCCCCAUUUCAAGAACCUGGUGCAUCAGAUAUUAGUUUAAAGGCCUGCCACUCACUUUGAAGUAAGGAAUUUUGAUGAUGGGACUUUGGAAUAUAAAACAGCCCAAUUACAGGGUUGGGAAUUUUAAAACCAAGAAAUUACUCCUACAAAGAUACAUUUUUUUAAAAAAAAAAAACUUUAUUCCACUGUGAGUAAAUUGUACACAUAUAUAACUGCAGAAGUAAGCCAACCAUUCUAGGCCUAAAAAUUUAAAUACAUUGUGUGUGUGUGUGUGUGUGUGUGUCUGUGUGUGUAUGAAGUCGUAGGUGCCACUCCUAAGCAGCAGUGUGGUGAAGCAAUACCACUUACAUCACAGCAAAGGUCAUUGAUAUCAACUCUUGGUGCAAUAGUCUGUGUGCCAAAUAAAUGAGUUUUUGUUAAGAGAGACAGAAAAACACACACUAAUGAGGCUGAAACAUGCCUAGCUAAGUCUUAAGCUAACACAUUUAUUCUGGAAAAUCCCAGAAUUAUUUUAGUGCGACCAACCAAAAUAUCACAAAAUAGUGAGCAAACUCUGAAGUGAGCAAACUUUAUAAGGCUGGAUGUUUUGUAAAUGGAGUGGGGAAGCUGCCUUGAUUCCGAAGCCAAAUUGGCCGCAUUGAUCAAAAGUUCAUUUUUGCCAUAUAGUCUUAGAGGUGUGUUGCCAUAAUGAAAUGAAAAACACAGCACUUGGCUACAGCACUUAGCACUGCUCCUACAUUUAUGGAAAAGGAAACAAAAUUAACUGAGGAAGUGGGUUCAAGGCUGGACUCAACACCAUUUGGUUAGAAUUACAAUGGCAGUCAGAGAGCAUGUGCAUUGCACUUUUAAGAAUACAAAUGUUUGAACUGCUCCUGGGCUGAAACCACAGAGAGGUGAGUUGCCCACAUUUCCACAUGAGCUCUCCAUCCUAGGCAGUUUUCCACAACGCAGUUCAGGCAUUUGCUGGAGAUACUUCACAUAUAGAAGAAAUGAGGUCUGUUUUAGCUUUCUGAUUAUUCUGUGGUCACCAUGUCCACCCCCUCACCCCCUGCCCAGAGGCAUGCAAAAAUAGCCAUGGAAAUACAUUGGCUCCUUCCAGAGGAGGGCAUCACAUUUCUGAAUGACUAUUGAAACCAGAGAUGAGCUGCUUACAUCACUGUCGCGAAUGGGUCGGUUGCACCUUGGGAGUUGAAGACACCCACGUAAGAUACAUCGACUUCAAUGGGUCUCACUUCGAAAUCAGGCAUGCUUGCAGUCGCAGCCAAGUUAGCCCCGCUGAAACAGCUCCAUCAGAUUUUCAACAAGACUGCUUACGGAUGUCUUAAGUCAUAAAAAACGGGGAAAAAACCUCUCUUCAGCUGCAGGGUCACUUCUAAAAUUCCCAGCGGCCUCAGGAUCUAAGACUAAUAGUACCAGUGGCUGAACCAGAGGAGGAAGUUUUACGCCUUUAAAAAGCCCCCACCCCGAGGAAAGCUUGCGGGAUGAGGCAACUUCCGAGCGCAGCUUUCAACUAACCGAAGUGAAGCCUGCCGGGAUCCGGAGCGGGAUCAGAGUUCGGCGCCGGUUUGCUUCCGAAGCUGUUUCCCCGCUGCCGCCCGGCAAAACCGUUCUGCCGAGUGGAUGCCCCGGGCUUGAACCUACUGGGUCGCAGCAGCUGAAGUCGUUGCCCCUCCUUGCUGGGAAGAUCCGGUUGUUACUUGUGGAAAGCCCGGGAGCCAUCGCGCUUUUCUCGCGGGGGGAGGAAGUUACCUGAAGCUACAGCAUCCAGCCUUUUCUUCCCUUUUCCUUAUUUUACAAUGGGCAGCCCCGAAGCGACGGGCGAGUUUCCAGACAAUGACAUACCACAGGUGGCAACUGAAGAAUCCCGAAGGCUCUCUAAAGAACAGAUAUUUAUACUGGUAGCUACAGCAUCUAUCAACUUCAGUUCAAUGAUUUGCUACUCAAUCCUCGGACCUUUUUUCCCAAGAGAGGCAGAAAAGAAAGGUGCUAGUAACACUGUAGUUGGACUCAUUUUUGGAUGCUUUGCAUUAUUCAACUUCUUGACUUCUUUGAUCAUGGGAAAGUAUCUUGUACAGAUUGGUGCAAAGUUUAUGUUUGUUGCUGGAAUGUUCAUCUCAGGAGUUGCCACAAUUCUCUUUGGGAUGUUGGACAAAGCACCCGAUGGGCCGAUAUUCAUAGCGUUGUGUUUUGUAGUUCGAGCCAUGGAUGCGAUUGGCUUUGCCGCAGCCAUAACAGCCUCGUUUUCUAUUCUAGCAAAGGCUUUCCCCAACAACAUUGCUACAGUUAUGGGCAGCCUUGAAAUUUUUACUGGACUGGGACUAGUGCUGGGCCCUCCUCUCGGCGGCUUUUUGUACCAGUCUUUUGGCUAUGAAGUCCCUUUCAUUGUACUUGGGUGCCUAGUGCUGAUCCUGGUGCCGCUGAACAUGUUCCUCUUACCAAAAUAUGAUUCCACACCUAGCAAAGAUUCAUUCUGGAAGCUUGUUGUUCUGCCAAAAGUUAUUUUCCUCUGUUUAACUAUGUUCACACUGAGUGGAUGCUUGAGCUUUCUGGAUCCUACCAUGUCACUAUUUGUCUUGAAAAAGUUCAAAUUGCCUGCUGGUUAUGUGGGAUUGGUCUUCUUGGGGCUGGCACUCUCCUAUUCCUUAUCUUCACCGUUGCUUGGUUUUCUCAGUGAUAAAUUCCCGUACUUAAGGAAGUGGCUAAUGAUUUUUGGAGGCAUACUGACGGCAUUAUGCUACUUUAUGUUAGGACCAGCUCCCAUCUUGCACAUCGAAAGCAAACUCUGGCUCUUUGUUCUAAUGUUGGUCCUGAUGGGUUUUUCCCUUGGAAUGAGCGGUAUCCCGAUAUUCCCUGAAAUGCUCAAUCAUGCAUAUGAGAAUGGCUUUGAGGAAGGAUUAAGCUUGUUAGGCCUGGUAUCUGGACUCUUCAGCGCAGUAUGGUCACUUGGGUCUUUUGUAGGUCCAACAUUAGGUGGAUUUCUAAACGACAAGCUGGGUUUUGAAUGGGCUGCAGCCAUACAGGGUGGAUUUGCGCUGAUAAGUGGGUUAGCUCUUGCAAUAUAUUAUAUCUACGAGACCUUGCACAAAAGAAGAUCCCGUCCCCAGAACCUUCCAGGCACAGAGGAAGAAAGGGCUCGUCUUCUGCCAAGUGCAACGUAGCUGGAAGCCUUCCCUGCUGCCAGUUUAAAGCUACUUUUGUACGGAUAAUUUAGGAGCUUGAUACACAGGCCAGAGGCAAGCAAACAACUGAAGGUGGCCACCUUUGCCUCAUGCCACAUGGUGGGCUGUAGGUUCUUGACCGCUGUACUGUGGCAUUCUGAUUCUAGAGUGAAUGCCUGUGUUUUUGGACAGUCGUGUGAUAGACCUCUUUGGGCUGGUUCUACGUGAGAGCAGCAAGGUUGUCUGGUGGACAAAAGUACUUUGCACAAUGUGAAAAUAAUAUAUUCCACUAUGUGAAAUAUGUUCCGUAAUGCUCUACUUUUGUACUCUAAUAUCACCGAUGGUCAGCACUCAGUAAACUUAGUUUCUUCAAAAGUGUGUGAGAUGUUCUAGGGCAUUUUGCUAAUAUUUUUUUAAAAGAUUAAUAUUCUUAGAAACUUUUUAAGGUAUAUUGUGACCUAAAACUUUUGUCUGCCUGCUAAUUUAAAAUAAAGAACACUAAAAGCUG